AUGUCCGCGUCCCCAACUCACAUGGCUUUGACUGGUGGCCAAGACCCUGGAGCUUUAGGAUUGAACGUGGUAUACACGCCAGACAAUGGACAUAAAGCCGACAUCGUCUUUAUCCAUGGACUUGGUGGCAGUAGCCGUAUGACCUGGUCGAAGCACAAAAAGCCUGGACUCUUCUGGCCCUUGACCUUCCUGCCACUCGAGCCGGAUAUCUGCCUAGCGAGAAUUCUGAGUUUCGGCUACGAUGCCGAUUUCACGAAUGGCAGUAACGCUACUAACGUGAUAUUGGACUUCGCCAAAACCCUAUUGUACAAUCUCAAAUAUUACACAGAUGCCUAUAUGCAAGGUCAAAACGAUCCAGAGUACGAGAACAUUGUCAAAGCCAUUUCAGCAAUCAUCUUCCUCUCCACCCCACAUCGGGGCACCAAUUUGGCCAAUGUGCUCAACCGAAUAUUACAGUCGACUCCUGUAACGAAUUCCAAGCCUUUCAUUUCUGAGCUGACGCGGAAUUCGUCUACGUUGCAGAAGCUGAAUGAGCAGUUUCGUCACAUUGCACCAAAGCUAAAGAUCGUUUCCUUCUACGAGACACAACCGACUUCGAUCGGGCCAAAGAGUGCACGAGCGCGAGUGAUGGUGCUAGAAAGGGAUUCGUCGCUGCUCGGAUAUCCUGGAGAGACAUCCAACCCUCUGAACGCAGACCACCACGGUGUCUGCAAGUAUGAGAGCCCUCACGACCCAAACUAUAUCACAGUGAGGAACGUUCUCAAAUCACUCGUGAGCAAGUCAAUAUCGAAGAGUCAAUCUGGAAGCCAGAGUGUACCAAGAAGGAGACGAUCAAGAGAUCUCAAAGCCAUAUUAGCUAUCGCCGAGUUCCCUAACACUGACUACAUCUUCUUCCGGGACCAAUGGGUGCAGGGUACCAACCAAUGGAUUCAAGAAGAACGGCGCUUCGUGGAUUGGCUCAAUCCUCACACAUCCUCUCAUCAGAUACUGUGGCUCAAAGGAGCCGCGGCACGAGGAAAGUCGGUCCUAAGUUCGUUUAUCAUCAACUGCCUGAUCGAGCGCGAUUUCUGCUGUCAAUACUUUUUCGUGCGGUUCGCAGACAGAAGAAAGCGCACUCUGAGCUUUCUCCUACGUUCCAUCGCUUAUCAGAUUGCGCAACAAUUACCUGAAUUUCUUCAAAAGGUAGCGGAGGUUGAAAGCGAAGCUGUCGACUUUGAGGCUGCCAACCCGAGGACGAUCUGGGAUCGGAUAUUCAGAUCCAUAUUGUUCAAGCUCAGUCCUAGCAAAACACUUUACUGGGUCAUCGAUGGCCUCGACGAAGCCGAUAAUCCCAAAGCCCUGAUAAGCCUGCUCUCCGACCUUGCUGGUUCUGCGACACCUAUCCGAGUCCUUUUAGUCAGUCGCGACACUACAGAGAUAGCUGCUGGUCUGGAGCAUACACCAGACACAAUCUUCCAAGAGACGAUCAUCAUCGAGGGCCAUGUGGAUGAUUUACGUUGCUACGUUGACCGGGAACUCAUCUUGCCUGGUAGCAAGAGCUUCAGGGAUGAUAUUAUUCAGCGUAUCUUGCAUGAAGCGCAGGACAACUUUCUCUGGGUACGACUCGCUGUAGAAAAGAUCAACUCGUGUCAUACGCACUCCGCCGUCGAGCAAGCUUUUCACGAGUUUCCCCGUGGAAUGGAAGCAAUCUACGACCGGAUGGCUGCUACCAUCGCCGAGCACCAAUCAUCUGCCGACACCGCUCUAGCGUCAGUCGUUCUUCAGUGUGUCACAUGUGCAUUCCGCGCUCUCACAAUAGAGGAGCUCUUGCAGGCACUAGAAGGUGACACACAUGAGUUUCUAGACAUUCAAGAGUCCAUCAAGAAUGUCUGUAGCGGCUUUGUGGUCAUUGAUAAUGAUGGCAACGUUGCAAUGAUUCAUGAGACGGCUCGAGAGUAUCUGCUUGGCGCUAUCCGCCGACCUUUCCAAAUCCUAGCAAGUGAACUUCGGCUUCGCAUACUCAUUCAGGCGUCGAAAAAUCUGCUCGGCUAUGUCAACAAGAGGAAAUCUCAGCUUCCAACAGAUAUCGGAAGGAGAGACGUUGUGGAACUGGAGCAAGCCGAAACCUGGGCAGUAGACUUUGUCAAAAUCAUUGGCAAGUUCGGCGCCAUCCUGCGACGCAACCCUACUACAAUUCACGAGACUAUUGCUCCAUUCUGUCCGCACAACUCAGCUAUCUAUCAGCAGUUUGGUAGAACAAAGCAAAGAAAUCUGAUGGUUUCCGGUAUUUCGACACAGACAUGGGAUGACUCUCUUGCAAGAUUAUCAUUCGGGUUCGGUACCUAUGCCUCCUUUAUAUCGACUGCGGGAAAUCAUGUCGCAGUACUCGCUGCCUCGGGAAAAGCGUCGGGAAAAGUGUCUUUGUUCGACAUAUCCCUCUUUGAGGAGACAGCGACGAGUCCCAUCAGACACGGUGAACGUACAUACAUGAUGGAACUGAACUCUUCUGGGACAUUACUCGUCACAUACGGCUACAGGACUACAAAGAUCUGGGAAAUCUCUACUGGAGAAUGUGUAGCGACAGUACCGAACCCUGCAACACGAACGCGGCCACUUGUCAUCGCCUUUGUGAACAAUAACAAAACGUUGUUAGUUGGGUCGGACGAUAAGCAGUUACGUUCGCUUGAGAUCAACGAGCUAUCGCCGACUUGGCAUGUUGUCGCGAAUUUUGAGGAAGAGGAACUCGAAGGUCACUUCUUGAACGCCGCAAGCUACAUGGCACUUAGCGAUGACGGCAAUUUGAUGGCAGUUGCAUACCGUGGUCAUCCACUAUCCGCGUGGGAAGUAGAAGGCCCUUAUCAUAUCGGCCAUUGCUGGCGUGCCCGGAAAGAAGUUGCAAGAGGCGAAGUCGCUGCAGCAGAGUGGCUCCCGCAUUCUCCGCAAGUCCUGGGACUAUACAAUGACGGGGUAGUCUUUAGGUGGGAUCCAUAUGGAGGCGAGCCCGAAGAAAUCUUCACAGGCGCUUCAGUACUCACCGUUAGCGGAGACGGAAACCUAUUCGCAACGGGUGAUGUACGGGGUGCGAUCAAGAUAUACACCACGAACACCUUUCACCUCAUUUACCAACUUGCAUCUCAAGACGCCAUCCUCGGCUUGGCGUUCAGCGCUGAUCACAGACGCAUCUACGACGUGCGAGGCUACUACGGAAACACCUGGGAGCCUGCAGCACUAGUGCGAUAUGCGGAGAGUGCAAUAAAAGGAACGGAUACCGAAGGCGAGUCUGAAAGCUCUUCGCAAGAGUCGAUAACGCCUGUUCAUACAUCCCGGAGGAUAGAUGCGAUCACCGUACUCGCAGCUUCGCCAAACGGUCAGUACUACUGCUACGGUACUGAAAGCGGACGCGUAAUACUACUCAACACCACGCGAGACGAAACGACAGAAUUGCAUACCUCCAGAGGCUUUUUGAGCAUCGAGCAGGUGGCCUGGAGUCACGAUGGUCGUUACAUAUGUUUUGCCGACUCGGGCAAGAAGGUUUUCGUUAUGGUUGUGAGAAUGAAUGCGUCAGGCAGUGACGAUGUUGCGCAACAUCAUUUCGAAGUUUCACUCAAGACUCUUACGGAUGGUUCUAUACAGCAGCUGCUGUUUCAGCCAGACUCGAGCCAUCUGUGCAUAGCUACAUCAGCCACGCUCUGCACGGUUUCACUCGAGUCAGCCUCGGUAGUGCGCUCAAUACCUGCGCCCGAACAUGACUGCAAGUGGAUCACACAUCCUCAAAAUCCAGCGCUCAUUCUUGGCUUCGGUCAAAACUCGGUCGUGAUAUUAUCAUGGGACUUGAACGAUCUUGGCACGUAUCGUAUCGAGAGAUCAAUUGAGCCAGAUACCUCAGCCCUAUCAGACCAAGAAGCUGCGGCAAGGACCGUGGAGCGCAUACUGGUCACGUCGGACAAUCGACACAUCCUCGUUCAAAUGUCGCGAAGCACCAAGUCCAAGCUGAAAGAGUUUCUCUACUUCGCGACCUCAUCAUUAUCAACAAGUGCGAGCAUCGAGACUCAACCCGGCGACCAUCGACAGAUAGUCGUUCCCAUGCCCCUCCCAGAAGGACUGGCUUCUCAAAUCGGCUUAGCACUGUCCUUCCUCAAACGCGAUCGAUUACUCUUUUUGUCACGGACUUUCUCUAUCUGUUCCUGGGAAAUUCCGUCGGACGCUAAACUCGCGCAACCAUCACAGGUCACGAAGCAACAAAACCAUGAGAAGAAAGAAUUCUCCGAGAUAUUCGCAUUGCCAGCAGACUGGGUUAGUAAAGACUGUCUCGAGCUAUGUAUGAUUUGGCUUCAAGAAAGAUCUCUUUUGUGCCCGCGAAAUGGAGAGGUCGCAGUGGUGAGGUGCUCGAGCUUCCUUUGA
Molecule: messenger RNA, 4380 nt
Organism: Alternaria hordeiaustralica
Lineage: Eukaryota; Fungi; Ascomycota; Dothideomycetes; Pleosporales; Pleosporaceae
Exons: 5
Coding region: 1-4380 (1459 amino acids)
Molecular function (GO): protein binding
Source: RefSeq, a predicted model, not a curated record